ACCACAACCAUAAACACCAACAAAAAAACCCAUAAAACACUCACCGGUAUCUCUUCCAUUUUCCCAUACAUUUUCAACUUUCAUGCAUGCAAAAACUCCACCCUUUUCAUGACCAACAACAAUGGCAGCAGCAGCAACAAUCUCCGAUCUCCGACGCCCGUUAAUCCUCUCCAACACCCACCUCACGCACACAUUUGCCGAUGACAACUCACCCUCGCAACACAUCUUGACAAUAAACGAUCAUCCUGGCUAUAACAACAAUAUUAUUAAUAAUAAUAAUCAAGAUUUGAGCCGUUUUGCAGGGGCAUUUGCGAGAACGGAGGGGAACCCGUAUGAGGUUAUUGGGUCAGAUGGGUUUGAGGCUCCGGUGUCAACAACGGUGGACCCGUUUAGAAACCUAACGCCAAAGAUUGAAGGGGUGUAUGAGUGGGUUAAGAUGGUGGUUUGUGUUCCAAUAGCUUUGGUUCGGGUUGUGUUGUUUGGGUUGUGUAUAGUGGUCGGGUAUGUUGCUACCAAAUUAGCUUUGUGUGGUUGGAAAGAUAGUUCGAAUGCAAUGCCCAGGUGGAGGUGUAGGGUUAUGUAUGUUACAAGGUUAUGUGGGAGAGCCAUUCUUUUUUCUUUUGGCUACCAUUGGAUUAAAAGAAAAGGAAAACCGGCUCCAAGAGAAAUCGCUCCUAUGCUUGUAUCUAAUCAUGUAUCAUAUAUUGAUCCGAUUUUCUUUUUCUACGAAGCAUGUCCAACAAUUGUUACAUCCGAGUCUCAUGAUUCCAUGCCGUUUGUUGGAGUCAUAAUCAGAGCUAUGCAGGUGAUAUAUGUGAAUCGGUUCUCAUAUCAAUCACGCAAGCAGGCUGUACAUGAAAUAAAGAGAAAGGCCUCAACCAAUACAUAUCCUCGAGUACUUUUGUUUCCUGAGGGAACCACAACGAAUGGAAGACAGCUUAUUUCGUUCCAACUCGGUGCAUUUAUUCCCGGUUUGCCCAUACAACCGGUGGUCAUUCGCUAUCCUCAUGUACAUUUUGAUCAAUCAUGGGGCCAUAUCUCUUUGCCGGCCCUCAUGUUUAGAAUGUUCAUGCAGUUCCACAAUUUCAUGGAGGUUGAAUAUCUUCCUGUUAUUUCACCGUCACAAAAUCACAAGGAAAGUCCUGCUCGGUUUGCUGAGAGGACUGGGAGAGCCAUGGCUUUAGCUCUAAAUGUUGCGCAAACAUACCAUUCUUUUGCCGAUUAUGCACUUCUUUCAAAGGCAGUUGAAGCUGGACAGGAGAGGUUUUCGCCCUUUAUGGUUGAAAUGGCGCAAGUUCAAAAAUUAUAUCAGUUGAGCUCUUCAGAAGCAGUAGCGUUCUUGGGAAGAUUUCUUGCAAUGAAUCCGGACAGCAGUGGAUUUGUUCAAUAUCAAGAUUUCAUAAGGGUUUUAAGAUUGAAACAUUCUCGCCUUUCUGAACAGAUUUUCGGAUUUAUUGACGCUGACAAGGAUGGAAGUAUAACUUUCAAAGAGUUCUUGGUCGGAUCUAUUCACGUUCUGAAGCUGCCAUUAUUCCCACGAGCAUGUGAAGCAGCAUUUAAUGAAAGCGAUGAAGACAAAGAUCAUUACAUUUCAUUGUUGGAGUUCGGAGGUUCCACCAGCGCAGUUAUCCCGGACUUGACCACUAGCGAGAUACAAGCGCUCUUCGAAUUGUUUGACGUUGAUGGUGAUGGUAGGAUAAGCAAGGAUGAUUUUAUUACUUGCUUAAGAAGAAAUCCUUUGCUCAUAGCACAUUUCAAUCACCUUUUCAUGCAUAAAGAUUUGGAUGCAGAAAGAGGUUUAGAUGAAAUGGUUUGAUGGUAAAACUUUCUUUUAUAUAUUUCAUUAUGUUGGUUGUUUUAUAUAGAAAAAAAAGUGUCCCUCCAUUGAAUUUGUUGUAUCUACAUGUAAGCAAACAAUUUUUAGUGUAUGUAAAUUUUGUAUACUCAAGAAAGGUAUAUAUAAAAAGGGGCAUGUUUACAUGGAA
Molecule: messenger RNA, 1985 nt
Organism: Helianthus annuus (common sunflower)
Lineage: Eukaryota; Viridiplantae; Streptophyta; Magnoliopsida; Asterales; Asteraceae
Product: lysophospholipid acyltransferase LPEAT2
Exons: 14
Coding region: 122-1816 (564 amino acids)
Biological process (GO): phospholipid metabolic process
Molecular function (GO): calcium ion binding; lysophosphatidylethanolamine acyltransferase activity
Source: RefSeq, a predicted model, not a curated record